UUCAACUUUGAAGCAGGCAAUCACAGGAAUUUAUAUCAGCCAUGACACUACUCACAGUGGUUACUGCGUUCUCCAUAUAUCUGAUUCUCAUCCAUGCAUCAACGGUUGCUAACUCAGCCAUGGAUCCCUACAAAGCCCUCAACAUCAUCCUCAACCCAAACGGCACCCUCACACGCUUAAGCAUUCCGCCGCAAAGCCCUCCCUCGCCAGAUCCCUCGCUCCCUACACCGGUUCUCUCCAAAGACCUCCCCAUCAACAAAUUCAACCACACCUGGGCGCGGAUCUACCUACCCCACAAAGCACUCCAUCAUUCCCCCAACGCCAAACUACCCCUCAUCGUCUUCUACCACGGCGGAGGCUUCGUUUUCGACAGUGCAGCCUCCACUUACUUCCACGACUUCUGCGUCAGAAUGACCAACGCCACGCAGUCCGUCGUCGUUUCGGUCGACUACCGCCUCGCCCCGGAGCACCGCCUCCCCGCCGCCUACGAAGACUCCGUGGAGGCGCUGCACUGGAUCAAAGCCUCCAACGACGCCUGGUUGCGCCACGCCGAUUACUCCCGCUGCUAUCUGAUGGGGGAGAGCGCCGGGGGGAACAUUGCCUACACGGCGGGUCUACGUGCGGCGGCGGAGGUGGAUAAGUUGAAACCGCUGAAGAUUAAAGGGUUGAUAUUGAUUCAACCGUUUUUUGGUGGGAGGAAGAGGAGUCCAUCAGAGAUAAGGCUUGCCGAGGACACCACUAUACCCUUGCCCAUCACAGAUCUGAUGUGGAACCUGUCGCUGCCCGUUGGCGCUGACCGUGAUCACCCGUAUUCAAAUCCAUUUGUUAACGGUGGAGAUAAGAUUUUGGAUGAGUUUAAGGUAUAUGGGUGGAGGGUUGCGGUGUUUGGGUGUGAAGGGGACCCACUGGUGGACCGCGAGAGAGAGCUGGUGAAAUUGCUUGAGCAGAAGGGUGUGCACGUGGUCGGAAAGUUUUAUGAAGGGGGUCGACAUGGCAUCUUUGUCGGUGACCCUUCCAUGUCUGUCCAAGUCUUUCGUUUACUUAAAACUCUUCAUUGAUCACAUGACUGAUCAGUUACCCAGCUACAUUAAUAAACCAAUGUUUUUCGUGUUUUAUGCACCCAAUGUUCAGUAAACCAAACAGAAAUGUUUCUUUUUGACA
Molecule: messenger RNA, 1161 nt
Organism: Vigna unguiculata (cowpea)
Lineage: Eukaryota; Viridiplantae; Streptophyta; Magnoliopsida; Fabales; Fabaceae
Product: carboxylesterase 1 pseudogene
Source: RefSeq, a predicted model, not a curated record